Molecule: messenger RNA, 498 nt
Organism: Emericellopsis cladophorae
Lineage: Eukaryota; Fungi; Ascomycota; Sordariomycetes; Hypocreales; Bionectriaceae
Exons: 2
Coding region: 1-498 (165 amino acids)
Molecular function (GO): protein serine/threonine phosphatase inhibitor activity
Source: RefSeq, a predicted model, not a curated record
AUGGACACUACUGUUGAGGAGGCUACCAUGUUGCUGUUGAAGAGUCGCCCUACCGUCGUUCUGAUUCGCGAGGAUGCCCAAUCCAGCGCCGCCGUCUCGACAUUCGAUUUCAAGGAUCUCAAUGCUUAUCUACUAGUUGUGGUUGGACUGGCGAAGCCCGAGGAAGAUCAAAUCGAGGCCUCGAACAACGUCGCUGAAAAGGCACAGAAAGGAGAAUCCAUCACUUUGAAGGAGAUCCAACCGCUGUGCCGCAAAGAAGCACUCGUGACGCUGCCAUCGCUGAGCAACCUCGCUCAAGCAAUGGAAGUGCUUGGAAGCGGAGUCCACCGAUUACUGGUGACAAAUGAGUCAGAGGAAGCAGUCGGUAUAAUGAGUCAAUUACGCCUGGUCGAGUUCUUCUGGAACGAAGGCGUCAACUUUGCUUCCAUCGACCAACUGUACCCGCUGAGUCUUAGGGAUCUGAACAUAGGGACAAAAGACACAAUAUCUGUGAGGUAA